CGAAGCCCAUUUGCUCUGCGGGCUUGGCAGGCGCCGGAGCGCAGCGCGCGAGCCCGUCGGCCCUCUUCCCCCUCCCCUCGCCUGGCCUCGCUCGCUUCCAGCCUCCCCUCGACGCCGCCGCCGCCGCCGCCGCCAUGUCGCCGGUGCGGGCGGUGCUGGCGCUGCUGGCCGCGCUCUCGGCCCCGGCGGCCGGCUACUUCGUCAGCAUCGACGCGCACGCCGAGGAGUGUUUCCUGGAGCGGGUCCCGUCCGGCACCAAGAUGGGCCUCAUCUUCGAAGUGGCCGAGGGAGGCUUCCUCGACAUCGACGUGGAGAUAAUGGGGCCUGAUAACAAAGUCAUCUACAAAGGAGACAGAGAGUCCAAUGGGAAAUACACCUUUGCUGCUCACAUGGAUGGAACAUACAAGUUUUGCUUCAGCAACAAAAUGUCCACCAUGACUCCAAAGAUAGUGAUGUUCACUAUUGACAUUGGUGAAGCUCCAAAGGGGCAAGAUAUGGAGACAGAAGGUGGUGGAGAUAACUGGGAUGCUCAUCAGAACAAGCUAGAAGAGAUGAUUAAUGAAUUAGCGGUGGCCAUGACCGCUGUCAAGCAUGAACAGGAAUACAUGGAAGUCCGUGAAAGGAUACACCGAGCAAUUAACGACAACACAAAUAGCAGAGUGGUCCUCUGGUCAUUCUUUGAAGCUCUUGUACUAGUUGCCAUGACACUGGGACAAAUCUACUAUCUGAAGAGGUUUUUUGAAGUCCGGAGAGUUGUUUAAUCAAACUUUCCCCCCUUGGCCUCUCUCUCCAGUGAUCCCAGAUUCUCCAUUCACUUCUACAAAACAACUUGGUCACAAAAUUCACUUAGUUUUCUUUAUCCCUAUGUUCUGAACUAUAAAACUUGUGUUUUCAGUUUUCUUCUUAGCUUAAUUUUAUAUAUCUAUGUAUCUAUAGAUACCCUCUCUAGGGAAACAUGAGCUGAGAGUCGUACAUUGAAAUUGGUAAACUUUGUUUCUCACAAGCCAAAGUGAGUUCAACGAAAUUGCAAAAGUUUGUUUUUAAACCAGCGCUAUUGAUCAAGUGAAAAUUUUCCUUGAUUGUUUUCUGUCUCCCUUUUUUUUGGUAAUAGAAUACUGUUUUCGUGUAAGGGAAAUGGCACAAGGUCCUAAAACACCUUUUAAAUGCCUGUGGGGGAGACACUUUUUAAUUUGAUCAGAGGAUUUCCUCUCCGCUUUACCCAGGGGUGGAAUUGUGGCAUGCGGACAAGCCUGGCAGUACUGUCAAGAAAGCAUGCCAAGAAAGAAAUGGGCAUGUUGGUGUUCAAACAUACUGAAACCAGUGGAUCGCCCUACUAAGGAGUGCUUAGGUGGCUUCUGUAAAGUCUCCUGUACUCCUUCUGUAAUUACACUGGCUUGGUCCUGAGGUUCUUAAUUAAAGAUAUGAAAAUACAACACAGUUCUUGCCAGUUAACCAUGUGUUCUUGUGUGCAAAUUUAUGAACAGGCAGCCAUUUAGGGGGGACUUAGCUACAUCUUUUCCUUUUUGCUUACAAUCCAAAGCUGCUCCUGUGUUUGGCACUGUUGUAGAACUAGUAUUCAGGAUGUUGGUUCCUGAUGCCAAAGGGUUUUAACAGUGGUGAUGGGCGGGCUGGGAGGCGGUGGAAGGGAGGUUAUUACCGUGCUACACAUCCGAUACAUGAAAGAAGAAGCGGCUAUGCUGCUGUGUGGUCACAACACCACUCGGAUUGCAAUCCCCUUUCCUAUAACGAAGACUCCUGUGCCUUUUAUGUAGCGGGGAGAAAUGAAACGGGUGCGGUUUCCCUCCUGCAAGUGCAUCUUCCCAAGAGGCUUUUGGGCAUUUAAUAGCAGCACAUAGAAAUUUAGCAGGUGCAGCUCCUGUUAACUGCAGCUCCAUGAUAAAGUGUACCUGUUGAGGUUUUCCUUUUUUGCACUGCUGUUAAAGGAACAGGGGCCUCACUCAGGAAAGGAGUUGGCACUCCCAGUUAGGCUGUAUUGAAAUCAUUUUGUUCAUUUUCCUCUCUUUUAAACACACACCAACUUCAGUUUUUGUACCAGCUAUUUUUCUUCUUGCUGUCUGGAUGAUGGGUUUAAAAAUCACCAUGUCUGUCUCUGGGAGCGGGGUGCUGAUCCAAGAUUAUGUUGUGGCUGAUGUAUAUUGAACUGAUGUAUAUUGGUUGUAAUUUUGGGGGUGGGUGGGGUUGGGUUCUUUUCAAGAGUGGGGGAAGCAUUCUAUCGGUAAUGCAUAAGAGUUUUGUACCAAAUUUAAUUUAAUUAAAAUUUGUUACAAGUUUUCAUGGUUCAAGUAAAUCUUUUCAGCCUCAGCUAGACACUUAGCAGCUGUCCUUCAAAGGGGUGGCUCUCCCCCCCCCCCAGUGCAGCUGUCAUAUGCCAACCCUUGUGUGAGACAAGUUGCAUUCUAAUGAGAAGAUGUACAUUUAAAAGUUCUUGAUAUAUGGCCAGAUUCGAUAAAUAAAACACCUUCUUUAAAAAAACAAA
Molecule: messenger RNA, 2497 nt
Organism: Podarcis muralis (Common wall lizard)
Lineage: Eukaryota; Metazoa; Chordata; Lepidosauria; Squamata; Lacertidae
Gene: TMED2
Product: transmembrane p24 trafficking protein 2
Source: RefSeq, a predicted model, not a curated record